AUGGAUGCAAACAGCGGCGAAGAGAGCACGACGAGCGACUCCCCGUCGGCUCCGGCGCUGCUGUGCCGCGUGGGGAGCGGCGGGAGCGUGGUGAUCGAUGCGGAGAACGGCACGGAGGCCGAUUCGGGCCGAAAGCUGCCGUCGUCCCGAUUUAAAGGCGUGGUCCCGCAGCCCAACGGGCGGUGGGGUGCCCAGAUCUACGAGAAGCACCAGCGCGUGUGGCUGGGGACCUUCAACACUGAGGAGGACGCCGCCCGCGCCUACGACACGGCGGCCCUCCGCUUCCGCGGCCGCGACGCCGUCACAAACUACCGCCCGCCGGCACUGAGCGACCGCGUGGAGGCGGCUUUUCUGGUGUCCCGCUCCAAGGCCGAGGUGGUGGACAUGCUCCGCAAGCACACAUACGCGGACGAGCUAGAGCAGAGCCGCCGGCACUACGCGUCCCGCGGCGCCGCCUUCCUCUUCCCCCGAGGCGGAGGCGGCGGCGCCCGCAACCACCUGUUUGCGAAGGCGGUGACUCCGAGCGACGUGGGGAAGCUGAACCGGCUGGUGAUCCCGAAGCAGCACGCGGAGAAACACUUUCCCCUCCAAAAUUACAAUGACAACAACAAUUCCAAGGGUGUUCUGUUGAAUUUCGAGGAUGAAGUGGGGAAAGUGUGGAGGUUCAGGUACUCUUACUGGAACAGCAGCCAGAGCUACGUUCUGACCAAAGGGUGGAGCCGAUUUGUGAAGGAGAAGAACCUGCGGGCUGGGGACGUUGUCUCCUUCCAGAAGUCAGCGGGGCCCGAGGGGCAAAUGUACAUUGAGUGGAGGAAGAGUGAGGGGGGGUCAGGGUCGGGAUCGGGAGCGGUGAGGCUGUUUGGAGUCGACAUAUCCCAAGGUCCGGGGCCCGAGAGCCGUGGUGGGCCCACAUGGGACGAUGGGGUUGAUUUGGAGUUGGGGUUUUUGAGAUUGAGUCCCACAAAGAGACAGAGGUUUAGUAUUCAUCAAUUAAAUUAA
Messenger RNA from Striga hermonthica, 999 nucleotides. Lineage: Eukaryota; Viridiplantae; Streptophyta; Magnoliopsida; Lamiales; Orobanchaceae. The record is from the annotation of a GenBank genome assembly.